AUGCUCAAACUUGGAACACAGUUAGAAAAGAAAUCUGUGACAAUUAAAAUAUAUAAAUUUGACCUAAAGUACAUGGAGUGGUCAUUGAUCCCAAGCGAGGCAGAGUUUGUGGUUUCUGAAAAACCAUUUGCAAAUGGUGGUUUUCGUGAAGCAUAUAAAGCCACCAGCAUCACUGAGGGAUUUAAAGAUGAAACAUGGGUUGUCAAGAAAUACACAGAUCAUACCAGAGAAUUACUUAAAGAAAUGAAGCAAACUGAAGAGGAACAUGCACAGAAAUCUGUCCAGAUGCAUUACCUUGCAAGGAAUCUGGCUUGCCAACUGCGGGAAAAAGUGAAGAAAGAAAAUUUGGUGGAGUUUGGUGAAGUAUUUGAAUUUAACAAAGUUUUCAUGGGGAAGAUGACCUCUGGAGAAGUUGUCACUCUGGAGGAAUUCAUAAGUGGUGAAUUUGUAAAGUAUAUAAAUAACACUGGUGAUAGAUGUGAAAAUGACAACGUAAUUGCUGAUAAGGCAGAGGCCUUUUCCCACUUUACAUAUGUGAAGUCUGAAAAAAAGUUUAUAGUGUUGGAUGUUCAAGGCUCAGGGCAUACUUUAUAUGAUCCAGAAAUUGCAUCAGAGCAGCUGGUAGAUGAUAAUGGUAAUUACCAGUUUUGUAGUGGAAAUUUGUCCACAGUAGCAAUUGAGCGUUUUUUCAGAAACCACAAGUGCAACAAAUACUGUGUUUUGUUAAACUUAUGCAAAUGA
Molecule: messenger RNA, 741 nt
Organism: Dendronephthya gigantea
Lineage: Eukaryota; Metazoa; Cnidaria; Anthozoa; Malacalcyonacea; Nephtheidae
Product: alpha-protein kinase 1-like
Exons: 1
Coding region: 1-741 (246 amino acids)
Biological process (GO): protein phosphorylation
Molecular function (GO): ATP binding; protein serine/threonine kinase activity
Source: RefSeq, a predicted model, not a curated record